GAGCUGUUUUUACCCAAAAAGAUCAAUGCAAGGAGCUGAUUUGGCCCCAGGUUGAUGUUCCCAGCCUGGAGCUUAUGUAUGUGCGUGUGUGCUGGCUGGUUGCAGCAACACGAGUGACUGCGCAAGAAAAUAAGAGACCACGAGGAUCUGCAAUCUGGAACUAAUUCUCUUUCAUAACCCGCGUCCUUUUCCGCCGGACUUGUGCAACUCUUUUAACUAGAGAUGGUUGGCGGGCUGAACUUGCAGCAUGUUUGUGAAGAGGAUGUUCUGGGUAUGAGCUUGAGCCGCGCUGACGGAGGUCUGGACAGCCCGGACUCCGGGCUGCCCCCCAGCCCGAGCCCCGGCUCCUGGCUGCAGAGAGCCGCCGGAGACGGCCUGGGCCCCGAGGACGAGAGCAGAGGCUCCCUGAUUCCAGUUACAACAGCUGGAUCUUUCCCACAGCUGCAGCCUUCAUCCUUUGGGGAAGGCAUCGCACUUGAUCCUUUACCUUCAAAGGAAGUGAGAUACACUUCGUGUGUGCACUACGACUCAGACCGCCACUUCAUCCAGGAGGUGACCCUGCAGCCAUGGGGUCAGGGCCUUGAGCACUGCAGCCAGACCAUUGUAGCCGCGUCCCACAGCACCUGGCGCCACUACAAGACUCAGCUGGACUUCCAGUCCUGCCAUCGUCCCCAGCGCUUCACAAGCACCACCAUCAUCUACCCCAAGAAAACUAGUGCACUCUAUACAACAGAGCUCAGCUACGACUCCCACCGACUAGCCAGACGUUUCCUGUCGAGUGUGGAGUUGGAGGCGGCUGGCAGCAGGAGGGAGCCUCAGUGAGAGUGAAGGGAAAUGGAGGCGGGGCCAGAUGUCUGGGGUCAUUGCUAUUACUCCUGCCCCCUUAAGGUUGCACUGAAGCCAGUUCUCACUCGCUGGUCAAUUCCUCUAGGUUUUAAAAGGCUCAUGUCUCAUCCUUUUCACCCCCCAAUCCAUCGCCAUUGUGGACUCCUUGAACUUAAGUUAAUCAUGAUAUGAACCAAUAGUGUUGUACUCUUGCACCUCAUCAAAAUUAUCUCUGAAACAUCACUUUUUCUUUUUUUUUUCUUCUUCUGUCUCAUAUGUUGGCUGAAGGGGGGAGCUAGAAUGGGUUUCAAGGUGAGAUUUCCGCAGAACAAUUAUUCUGCCACUGAUCUGCUGUUAAUCAUGUAACUUCCUAUCUUAAGUAUCAGUCCCAUGCUGUGGAAGUAAGAUGAGGAUUGAAUAUUUAUUCAGUUUGAUGCAUUGAUGGCCCAGUGACAAUUUUUUAAGUGUUUUUUUUAAAUUGAAUGUUUCCGUCUUUUAGCUUGUCUACAUUUUUGAAGGCCUAUUUAAUUUUUUUUUAUCAGCUAUUAUGGAACUAAUUUAACUUGUGGAGCAUAUUGGAGUUGGGGAGCAAUUGUUAAGGUUACCUGGGUUUUGAAGUGCACUAAUAUGACUUAUCCACACUGCAAGGAAUGUACUGGAGUUGUUUCUUGCUUCGUCACAGGAUAUUGUGUAAUUGUCACAGCACCAUCUAAGCUCUUACAAGCCCUCUUGAUAGCCUUUUGUUUACAUGUGGAUUUUACAAGUAAUGUAACUGAUUUAAGGGAGUCUGUAAGCUAAGAUUGCUUGAGUGGUAUGGAGGAGAGUGGAAUUGAAAAAUGGAUCAGUCACUGGCUUACAGCAUUUCACUGCUGUAACUGUGGAUUGGAUUAAAGUGGUAUUUAUUCUACACUGUUUUAGAUUUUAGUAGCUGAUUAAUGUCCCUUCACAGUGGUGGAAAGGAUUUGUAGUGGGGUUUUUUUUGUUGCCUUCUGUGCCUUUUUUAAUAUCUGAUUUUUAUUUUUGUGCUCGUUUUGAAAUAAAGCGUUCACUUGGUAAA
This is a messenger RNA of Cololabis saira (Pacific saury), 1882 nucleotides long. RefSeq names its product refilin B (gene rflnb). Gene Ontology annotation, biological process: actin filament bundle organization; negative regulation of bone mineralization involved in bone maturation; negative regulation of chondrocyte development. Bases 223 to 822 code for a protein of 199 amino acids. Gene Ontology annotation, molecular function: filamin binding. Gene Ontology annotation, cellular component: actin filament bundle. The record is from RefSeq and is a predicted model, not a curated record. NCBI's taxonomy places the organism in Eukaryota, Metazoa, Chordata, Actinopteri, Beloniformes, Belonidae. The transcript is spliced from 3 exons.